UCUUCUUCACUCUGUCUGUCUCUGAAAUUUGUUCAAUGAACUUUCUUUAACUUCACUUUCUCCAAAAACCAAUGCCACCAAUUUUCUAACACAUUCUCUGUUUGCAACCAUGUCAGUGUAUGACGCAGCUUUCGUCAACACGGAGCUUUCCAAACGCACUUCCAUCUUCGGCCUCCGUCUCUGGGUCGUCAUCGGAAUCCUUGUCGGAUCCCUCAUCGUCAUCGUCCUCUUUCUCAUCUCUCUCUGCCUCACAUCCCGCCGCCGCCACCACCACAAAACUCCCCUCCGCCGCCGCGCCGCCGCCAUCCCUACGCCGCCCAUUUCCAAGGAAAUCCUGGAGAUCGUUCACGUUGCCCCGCCGCCAGACACCGUCAACCUCCCGCCUCCUAAGGCGGAGCCACGCGCCGCCGCCGUACUGUACUCCAGUGGGGAGAGCAGGGGAGCGGUGAGCCUGUGCGAAACGGCGUCGUCACUGGGGAGCGGGAGUGUGGGCCCCGAAGUGUCGCAUCUCGGGUGGGGGAGGUGGUUCACGCUGAGGGAACUGGAAGCUGCGACUAAUGGAUUGUGUGAAGAGAACGUGAUUGGUGAAGGUGGCUAUGGAAUUGUUUAUCGUGGGUUGUUACCUGAUGGAAACAAGGUUGCUGUCAAGAACCUUUUGAAUAAUAAAGGCCAAGCUGAGAGAGAAUUUAAAGUAGAGGUAGAAGCAAUUGGUCGUGUGCGCCAUAAGAAUCUUGUUAGGUUGCUUGGAUACUGUGUUGAGGGAGCUUACAGGAUGCUUGUAUAUGAAUAUGUUGACAAUGGGAAUCUAGAACAGUGGCUGCACGGCGAUGUUGGAGCUGUGAGCCCUAUAACCUGGGAUAUCCGAAUGAACAUUAUAUUGGGCACAGCAAAAGGACUGGCCUAUCUUCAUGAGGGUCUUGAACCGAAAGUUGUCCACAGAGACGUCAAAUCGAGCAACAUACUGCUUGAUCGUCAAUGGAACCCAAAGGUUUCUGAUUUUGGGCUUGCCAAGCUUUUGUCUGCUGAUCAUAGUUAUGUCACUACUCGAGUUAUGGGAACCUUUGGUUAUGUUGCACCUGAGUAUGCCUGCACUGGAAUGCUGACUGAGAAGAGUGAUGUGUAUAGUUUUGGAAUACUUAUCAUGGAAAUAAUUACAGGAAGAAGUCCUGUUGAUUACAGUAGACCACAAGGAGAGGUUAAUUUGAUAGAGUGGUUGAAAAGCAUGGUUGGGAAUCGAAAAUCUGAGGAAGUAGUUGAUCCUAAGAUUGCUGAAAAGCCAUCUUCAAGGGCUAUUAAACGGGCUCUUUUGGUUGCUCUUCGAUGUGUCGACCCUGAUGCUGCAAAGAGGCCUAAAAUAGGCCAUGUUAUCCACAUGCUCGAGGCUGAGGACCUCUUAUUCCGUGAUGAACGAAGGACUGAGGGAGAAUCUUCCCGUUCCCACCGUGAUUAUCAACUGGAGCAUAAAGGCUCAGGAUUAGAUAAAAGGCAAACAGGUGGAGAAAUCAACUCUCAGAGUGAAGAUGACAGUUCUACUAGUAGUAGAUAUCACCAUCAUCAGCCUACUAGAUGGAGAUAAUUGUAGCAUGAUAACUGAAAAGCAAUGUGCCAUAUUAUUUUUCUUCCUAGUAGUUUUACUGAUAUUUAUUUGUACUUUGAUGAUGAAAGAAGUAAUUAGUCCCCUAUUUGCAUAAUGUCCCCAGUCACCUACCUCGAUCUGGGGGGUUCUUUUGUAUACUCUGAUUCAUUACUAUAGAAUUCAAAAUUAUUUUGUGUUUC
Messenger RNA from Vigna umbellata (rice bean), 1776 nucleotides. Its product is annotated as Protein kinase superfamily protein. Gene Ontology annotation, biological process: protein phosphorylation. Gene Ontology annotation, molecular function: ATP binding; protein kinase activity. The record is from RefSeq and is a predicted model, not a curated record. Lineage: Eukaryota; Viridiplantae; Streptophyta; Magnoliopsida; Fabales; Fabaceae.